This is a messenger RNA of Cadophora gregata, 4683 nucleotides long. RefSeq lists its product as uncharacterized. NCBI's taxonomy places the organism in Eukaryota, Fungi, Ascomycota, Leotiomycetes, Helotiales, Ploettnerulaceae. The record is from RefSeq and is a predicted model, not a curated record. Gene Ontology annotation, molecular function: zinc ion binding; nucleic acid binding. The coding region runs from base 379 to 3558 and encodes 1059 amino acids. The transcript is spliced from 4 exons.
CCUUGAUCACUUCCAUUCCCCCCUCUCCUUCAUCUGUACUUCUACUAUUGUUGCAUUGUCUGCCUUUCAAAGCUUUCCUCAUUCUUGCGCUCAGUGACUUGAUUGAUUUCUUUGCUUGCGUCGUUGCUGAAUUUGAGGCCAAUACAUCGUCACACUAGACUAGAGUUGCUGUUGAGCGAACGGGACGAUACAUGCCAACUUUGUCGUACCAUCACUGCAUUCUUUUCAUUGUUGGUACAAAUCCACUUUGGCGACAUUUGGAAGUCAUUUUUCGAAUUCUACAUCCUGCUGGUACCGCACUUCAUUCGGAUUUUCAGCACGCGCCUUACACCACACGCUGUCUCUAUGAUCCCUUGCUACGUCAGUCUUUGAGCUGCGAUGGCCACGACACCGUGGCAUCAAGGGAGCCAGCCUUUGGUGCAGAACAGUGGUUACUAUCAACAGCCAGUCCAGCAGGCAAUUCAGCAACCAAUUCAACCGCCAGUUCAGCGCAGGAAAACGAAUCCUCCUCCAGUCUGCUUCAACUGUGGAGUUGAAGGACACUUUCUCGUCGCUUGCCCUGAGGCAACCCGCAGCACUCCCGGGGGUUUCAAUCCACCACCCAGGCCGUACCAACCAGCUCCUGGUCCCAACCUGCAGAACCAGCCUUAUCCUCCACAAGGGGGACCAGUUCAGCACGCUCCAUAUCAAUCUACUCAACAGUAUGGUAAUCCAGGGCAGCAAUACUCAUACAGUCAACCGCAACCACAACAACCGUACGUUCCGCCUCAGCAAUACAACCAAGCUCAGCAGUACAGCCAAGCUCAGCAAUACAUCCAACCGCAGCAAUACAGCCAACCACAGCAAUAUAGUCAAACACAGCAAUAUGGCCAACCGCCGCAAAGUAGUCAACCUCCGCAGUAUGGUCAACCUGGCUACCAACAACCUCCUUACAAUCCAUUUCCUCCUGUAGGUCCGGCUCAAUUCAAUUCCACAGGCUACCAGGGACCACCUCAACAGUUUGCUCCCGUGCCUCCCGCGCCAUACCAACAGCCACCAAAUACCUAUCCACCUCAUAAUCCUGGCUAUGUAGGACCUCAUCCAGCACCUUCCGCACCCUAUCAACCACCUCAGCCACAAUGGCACAAUCCAUCACCAAUAGCAAGACCUCCAUAUCAACAACAGCUGCGCCGCAGCUCUAGUCAGCGAGGACGCUCUGGGACCCCGAGCCAUCCGGCACAAGGGCAACGGUCAAGAUCUCAGCAGCUUGACCACAACUCUGAGUUACGUCAUCAAACCCCACAGACGCCUGCUUCUACGCAUGGAAGUAUUCGUCACGCCUCACGCAAAGGUUCUCUCAUGACUCCUGAUGGUAAGCUGGAUGAUGGAUCAAAAGAUUCGAGCCGAGCUAGCACGCCUUAUGGCCGCACUGGAGCUGACGACAAUUUGCCUUUGGAUAACUUUAACACUGCACCAACCCCAACGGCUAGCCAGAGCUACGACAAGGAUAAGCCCGAAGAUGGCGAAGUCGGGGAAUCUGAAGAUGAGGAGGCGAUGUUUAAUUGGGAGUUCAAGCAGGUCUUUAAGGAGCCUGCGAGAGACGAGACGGUAGCACUUGCUCAACCACUAUCCGCAAACUUCAGAUCCACCCCGGUUCCCCUGGUCCAAGCUUGGAGCAUGAACGUGCCCUCAAUCUCCAGAUACGCAAGAAAAGAUAACCAGAAGGAGUUUGUACGUCCUAUUCGAGAACUGCCCCAGUGGUCGUACCUGCAAGAAGAUCCGGCCUUCGCAGAAAUGGAGCUUGACGGCCCUUCAAUAUCUCUUGAAGACCUUCCUUCUUGGAUUGUCACGCAUCACGAGCAGAUGGAUAUGGAAAGUAACGUGGAAUUAAUGGAUGAUUCGCUUCAGGAGCCCAUAGUUGAGCAAUCAGAAUCAUCUCGAAAACGCCGAUCGGAUGAAGUGGCAGAAUCGAAUAAAGACCAUCCAAGUCAGAAGACUGGUGGUAUCAAGAAUGAAGAUACAAGCGACCGAGAUGAGGGGACUUCGCGCAUCAAACGCCUGAAAACUGUAGCCGAAAAGGAUGAAGACGACAUGAUGCAAAUGCCAACUGUCCGUACACCAGUCAUUGGGUAUAGAGCAGGAACACCUUGUGUUGAGACUGAGGGCGAUGCCUGGGCUCCAGAGCCAGGUGAGACCGCCAGCACACCCCAAGACCCAACAGAAGCACUUCUGGCUUCGUUGGGAGUAACUGGCUCUCCAAAGCCGGUUAAGAAAGAGCCUAUUCCAGCCUACAUGAAUGAUUUGGAAGAGCAACCACAUCAUUCCCAAUCAUCACAACAGCGCGCUGAGACCAGUCAAACCCCCAUUCCGCCGCCAAAUCCACCUCCAGUCAAAGGGCUCGAAGCCAACAGCAAUGUCCCCUCCAAUGUCCAGCACGGCCAUCCUCCAAACAAUCUACCAAGUCCUCCGAUGAACACCAAUGGGCAGAGAGCUCCUCCUGCGAGUGAACACCAUCAUCAAGGACCGCCAACACAUGUCCAGCAUGGAUUUCCUCCAAAAAACCCACAGCAGUACACAGCAUCUGCGGGUGGCACUUAUCUCAAUGGUCAACCUGCAGCUCCAUCCUUUGUCAAUCCACCAGUUGCCAAUGUUCCGCAGAGCGGCCAGCAAUAUGGCUACCAAAAUGGCCCACCGAAUUAUAACAAUGUUACAUACGCACCGCCAGCCACUGUACCAACUUAUGUCAAUGCGCCACCUCCACCUAACAACUUUGGACCUCCUAACAACUUCUCACAACAGGGUCCGCCUCAAUGGGGACCUCAAAAUCAGCCCUACAACCAUGGACAGCCUAGCAAUGCUCCUCAAAGCUAUGCGUCAUAUCCGCAACAACAAAAUGCCCCAUAUGUAAACCCACAAUACACUCCUGCGCCGUACCAAAAUGCACCUAAUCCCUACUAUCCUCAAGAGAUCCCGCAGCAUGGUCACCAGCGAAACCCAUCAAUGCCUGGAAAUUAUGGUCCACCGACACAGGCCAGCCCAAACCAAUUCUUCCCGCCACAAAAUGGACAAAACGUGUUCCCCCAGAAUAUUCCGCAACCCCAGAUCAGCCAAGGUCCAAGAGAUCAGUAUGGUAACACCAACGGGUCACAUCAUGGCAAUCAGUUUCCGAAUGGCCCACCUCAACAGCCAUUUCGCCAAGACUCGGGCUAUAUGAGUGCGCGAGGUUCUUACAGCAAUGGCGGCGGCCAACCAGGUUUCAAUGGUAACCAAAAUGUACCCCCAGGUCCUCCCGUACAUUCGACAAUGGAUGGAACUUCAAGUCCCAAGCCAGAACCAUCACAAGGCGAAGCAGACGUCAUAUCAAGCCAGCAGAUGUCCCGUAAGGACAGUGACACCGGAUCCCCAGUUACUGAUUCUACGGGAACUCCACUGAGUCCUACUUCGAUGGAAAUUCUGGGCAAGUUGGAGCGAAGAUCCAGCGAUUCGAAGUCUAGAGAGAAGAAAAAGGCGAAGGACGCGGCCCGCAAGGCAAAGCGACCACAGCCAGUGGUUGCCGAAGCAUACAGCCGUCGUUGGUGAGGGAUGACGUGUCAACCAGCAGAUGGACACAGCUUGGACUAGAUCACUGGCAUCUCGAGCAUACAUCAUGCAGUGUUGCAACGAGCCUCUUUCAAGUUCCGCAUGCCUUCAAGUUGAUGGUUGGUCUCUGACCACAUGUUUCUUUUCUUUUCUUGUAAAUUAUGUCUGCACGUGGCGAUCGAUUGAGCGUCGCCGAUUGGCCAGUCUUCAUCCUGAAUUUGCUCGUUUGGCGUACCGAAUAGUUGCUGUUUUGUACAAUUGAUUUCUUGCAUUACUGCAUUGCGAAUUAGCUUCCAUUGGCUUCGAUUGGGAAAAUUUUCCGCUUCUCUGGUGUUGUCGCUCCACCUUGUUUCGGCUUGGCACAGCCAUACUCAUGCUGCCCAGAGACGCGUGACGACGCCACCUUUUGCCAUUUCAAGAGAUUUUUGUGGACCGGGCUCAAUUCAGGAAAGCUUCUAGUUCCUAGGUUCGUUCCAGAGGCUUUUGUUUUGCAGUGUUCUUGAAUGUCGAUGCCAACUUAUCUCUAGGCGUAUGAUUGAAAUUGAAACAUGCACUUCGCUUCCUCAAGAUACCAAUAAGCCUCAAAGUCCGUGGCUACGACUGAUUGUAUAUCUGCAAUAUCUGGAAUUCCGAUGCGUACUUAAUGUCUGAUUCGAAUUACCUUAAUUCAAUUCAUUUUACAAGUUUAUCAUGCUCGUUAUCAUCGCUGCUUUCCUCUUCAGCGUCCGAUGCCUCGUCGCUGGACUGCUCUUCACUGUCAUCUUCGACUUCCUCUUCAUCAUCUUCUUCGCUUUCUUCCUCUUCCGUCUCUUCUCCUUCGUCGGCCUCGUCCUCCUCCGCCAACCAGUCAUCAAGAGUUUUCUCUUUACCCGCUCCGGCCGCAGCAGCACCAAAACCAUUUGUAGCGCCUGGUGAUGACCCCAUCCUCGCCUCCUUAAUAGCCGAAUCUAGACGCUCACCAGCAGGUAUCACUCUAUUCGACUCAUAUUCGGCCUUCGUCACAUCGCUCUCUCGUAAUGAUGGGUCGGGCUCCUCCCCUGCCUUGACCCAUUCUGGUAGUGCCUCGUACCCGCGCAAGCCAUGAACACCACCGACUUCACCUAUGACAAGACUUGCCGAGCCAAG